AUGAAAAUAUUUGAAAUAGAACGUGAUCUUCUUCUUCAAACAUGUGAUACAAUUGAUCGUAUUAAAUUUUAUUUAUCUGAUCGUCUUCUUGAAAUGAAAGAUUCUUAUUGUAUUUAUUUAUCAACAGGUGAAGUUUUAUUUUAUAAAAUAAAAAUGAUUUAUUUUAUAUUUAUUUUUUUCGACAACUGUAAAUCAUCAGAUCGUUUAUCUAGUUCACUUUCAUCAUCAUCAUCUAAUGGAACAAAUAAUCAAUAUCAACAACAAUUAAAAGCAAAAUAUGAUCGUAUUAAACAAUUAGAAAAAGAAAAACGUGUUCUAUUAAAAGAAUUAGUUGAGAUGAGACAUCAACAUAGAACAGUUAUUUCAGCUAAAAAUUUAUAG
This is a messenger RNA of Rotaria sp. Silwood2, 381 nucleotides long. Lineage: Eukaryota; Metazoa; Rotifera; Eurotatoria; Philodinida; Philodinidae. The record is from the annotation of a GenBank genome assembly.